Molecule: messenger RNA, 1533 nt
Organism: Paralichthys olivaceus (Japanese flounder)
Lineage: Eukaryota; Metazoa; Chordata; Actinopteri; Pleuronectiformes; Paralichthyidae
Source: RefSeq, a predicted model, not a curated record
UUUUAUCUGUGUCUUUCAGGAACAGGGCCACUCCAACGUUCUCCUGCAGCCGCCCAACACCACCUAACAUUUCCUGGAAAAACGUGUCCAUCGCCCGCUCCCAACAAACAUGGACUGUUUUCCCAUGCUUUAUUUUCUGUCGAGACAUCAUGAUUCCUGGUAAUCGAAUGCUGAUGGUCAUUUUAAUAUGCCAAGUCCUGCUGGGAGAGAGCAACCAUGCUAGUCUGAUACCUGAAGAAGGAAAAAAGAAAGUACCGGGCCUGCAGGGUCGUUCGGCCGCUCAGAGCCAUGAACUGCUGCGGGACUUCGAGGCCACGCUGCUGCACAUGUUCGGCCUCAAGAGGCGGCCGCGGCCCAGCCGCUCCACCACUGUGCCCCGCUACCUGCUGGACCUCUACCGCCUGCAGUCGGGGGAGGCCGAGGAGGCUGGAGGGCAUGACAUCGCUUUUGAGUACCCAGAGAGGUCAGCCAGCCGGGCGAACACUGUGAGGGGCUUCCACCAUGAAGAGCACAUGGAAAAGGUGCACGAGCUGGACGUUGGUGAGACCACACCCUUUCGCUUCCUGUUCAACCUCAGCAGCAUCCCGGAGGACGAGCUGCUCUCUUCCGCCGAACUUAGGCUCUACCGUCAUCAGAUUGAUGAGGCCAUCGCUGACGCCCUCUCAGACGAGAAGGGGCUUCACCGGAUAAACGUGUAUGAGGUGCUGAAGCCCCCGCGGCCCGGGCAGCUCAUCAUGCAGCUCUUGGAUACACGGCUCGUGCGCCAAAAUGCAUCACAAUGGGAGAGCUUUGACGUCAGCCCUGCCGUGCUGCGCUGGACUCGUGAGCGCCUCCCAAAUUACGGGUUGGCUGUGGAGGUGCAACACCUCAACCAAACACCGCGUCACCAGGGCCGACACGUCCGAAUCAGCCGCUCACUACACCAGGAGCCUGGUGAGGACUGGGAGCAGCUGCGCCCCCUCCUGGUUACCUUUGGCCACGACGGGAAGGGUCACCCACUGACCCGCCGGACCAAGCGCAGCCCCAAGCAGCGGGGCCGCAAACGCAACCGCAACUGCCGACGCCACGCACUGUACGUGGACUUUAGCGACGUAGGCUGGAAUGACUGGAUAGUGGCGCCCCCUGGUUACCAGGCUUAUUACUGCCAUGGGGAAUGCCCCUUUCCUCUGGCAGAUCAUCUGAACUCAACCAACCAUGCCAUUGUUCAGACACUGGUGAACUCUGUGAACAACAACAUUCCCAAGGCCUGCUGCGUGCCAACAGAGCUCAGCGCCAUCUCCAUGCUCUACCUAGAUGAACAUGACAAGGUGGUCCUAAAAAACUAUCAGGAAAUGGUAGUGGAGGGCUGCGGCUGCCGCUAGCACACAAGCUAACUACAACAUGGACUUGGACUAGAGACUUGAAAAAAGCUACAUGGACGCUCAAACAAAUCAGAAGGUCUUUACUCCCAAAAAAAAAAAGUUCACUUGGACCCUUAUUUAUAACGUUUAUGUUGAGGUGUAUGUUUGUCUCACUUUUUUUGGUUUCUUUGAC